This is a messenger RNA of Aspergillus novofumigatus IBT 16806, 1726 nucleotides long. RefSeq names its product putative acid phosphatase. The transcript has 7 exons. The record is from RefSeq and is a predicted model, not a curated record. The coding region runs from base 123 to 1574 and encodes 483 amino acids. NCBI's taxonomy places the organism in Eukaryota, Fungi, Ascomycota, Eurotiomycetes, Eurotiales, Aspergillaceae. Gene Ontology annotation, molecular function: phosphatase activity. Gene Ontology annotation, biological process: dephosphorylation.
CCCGAGGUGCUGCAUUAAUUUUUGCGCCCAAUUGCUAUUCUUCUGGGCUCCUUUUAUGUAGAGUCCUCUUUUAUUGUUAUAAUAACCAGUCUGCUUCUUCAGUUCUACGUGAGGUGUUACCAAUGACGACUCUUGUGCCCCGCGAGCCUUACUCCAAGGAAGAGCUGGAGAAGCUCUAUCCAAAGGAACUUCAGCUUCAAUUGGUCCAGGUGUUGGAUCUAAGAACGGUUAUUCAAGGUGAACGGACGCCGGUCUCCUCGCGAUUCCAGAAUGCAGGCCUCGCGCCAUAUUGGCCGUAUUGCAAUGUCGCGCGUCGGAUGAUCCAGAUGGCAGCCAGCGAGAAAGACCUCUCAUCGUGGAAUGGCUUUCAAUGGCGAAGAAAAAUGGAAGCCUUCGGUGACAGAGACGAGUCGGUUGUUGCCGUGGGUGCGACGGGUGACAUAGAGGGUAUCUGCCAACAUGGUGAAUUGACAGAUAGAGGGCGGGAGACUACGUUUGAGCUGGGUCAGCGUCUGAGACAUCUUUAUGUCGAUCAGCUCGGUUUCAUGCCAAAGAUCAAAUCGGAUACCGAAGACAUGUACCUUCGCGCCACGCCUAUCCCUCGAGCGCUCGAGUCUCUCCAGCAAGCCUUUUGGGGCAUGUACCCGGCCAGUGCGCGUACGCAAGACUUCCCUCCGCCGGUGAUUGUUGCUCGCUCUUUCUCGGAUGAGACACUCUAUCCCAAUGAGGGUAACUGCCGGCGAUUCAGGCAAUUGGCCCGGCUAUUCGCUGAUCGGGCCGCGAAAAGAUGGAACGAAUCCGAACAAAUGAACUACCUUAACAGCGUCUGGUCUAAGUGGAUGCCGGACGCCUCUCCCCAAAUCGCCUUCUACGACAAGAAAGCCCGCGAGUACACCAACACCAUCGCCGUCGACGAGUGGUUCGCCGGAUACACGGAGAGCAGGGAAUACCGGAAACUCGGGAUCGGCGCCUUGAUGGGCGACGUGGUCGACCGCAUGGUCAACGCCGCUGCCAACGGCGGCUGGCGCAGUGAGCGCUCCGCCUCCGGCUCGUCCGCGGAGAACGGCAAGGCGAUCAAGUUCGCCAUGAGCGGGUGCCACGAUACCACUCUCGCCGCUAUCCUAGGCAGUGUGGGCGCCUUUGACGCCAGAUGGCCGCCUUUCACCUCUUCCAUCGCCAUUGAACUCUUCUCCCGUGCGGAGAACCCACCUCCGUCGUCACCUUCCCCGUCUGCCAAGCAAAGGGGCCUCCUCUCGUACCUCACCGGUCAUGAUGUCGCGCCCUCGUCCGACACGGACCGCACCCCGCUUUCCUCUCUGCCAAACUCGACACGGCAGGCGCUGCAGAACCACUACGUGCGCAUCCGAUACAAUGACCGCCCCGUCCGGAUUCCCGGCUGCGCGGCGAAAGCGGAGAACCAUCUCCCCGGCGACGAGACGUUCUGCACGCUCGAUGCAUUCAAGGAGAUCGUGGAUAAGUUCACGCCCGAGAACUGGAGGGAGGAGUGUGUACAGAAUCUUGGGGAGGGGCUGUACGGCAAAGACGAUGCGGAGAAGGCUGUUGCCGGGUUCUAGUAACAUUCGGGGCUAGUUUAUAGAGGGCAAUCAUUUCUUGAAUCCAGUAGACUGGGAAUAAUGGAUGUACUUGAAUAGCACGUUUUGUAAUAUUGUCGUUAGCUGUCCAAUACCGUCGAAAAAGUCUUAUGUAUAUGCAUGCACACAUGGCA